GAAGAAAUUACAUGAUACAAAGAUUUCGCGGUAAAUUGUUUGACUGUUCAUUGGCAGUGAUUUGUGUAUACGGAAUGAAUGUGCUGUAAUACUUCCAUGCAAACAUCAGACAUGAACGCCAUCUCUGGACAGAUUUCAUCAACUCUUUCCAGUUAUGUAUGUGAUUUUCAUGAAUUUGUAUUAAAAUUUACACAACUGAUUACUUUUAAAUCGAACACGAAUUACAAAUGCACAUUUCACAUACGAUUGAUCGAAACCAAUUGACACCAAAUUGAAUGAAUCAUCAUAAAACACAAUGAGUAUAAUUGUAAACGUUUGAACAACAAACGCCAGUAAAAGAUACUGUGAUGGCUACCAACAUGACGGCCAAUAAUGUUUGGUUUGACAUUUGGAAUACUUUGCUGCGAAAAAAAUUUCAUUGUGAAACCCAUCAGUGUGCGAUUAAUGCUCACUACGGUGAACUUUACUUUGUGCCGGUCAACAAAAUUUUAUGACCAUUGAAAAAGUAUUAUUUUUUUCAUUUCAUUUGUGUUUACGCAGCAGCAGUCUGUGAAGUGGCAAAAAAUCAACGCCAACAUUGCUAGUUGAACGAAACAAAUUUGGGCAUUUAUCAAAUUUUUCUGUUGAUGUCUGACGAAUAUUUGUGAUAUUUCAUUUCAAAAUUUUCUUCAAGGGUCGCGCAACUCGUUUCGACAUUCUAAUUAUUAAGGAUAUUGUUGUUGUUGCUAUUUCGCCGAAAGCGUUCAUGCACAGACCAACAAUAUGGAUGACAAAGUACGAAGCAGUACCACCGAAAUAAAUGAACCGGAGGACAGUCCUCAGAAAACAUCUAGACGACGACGAACACCAUCGACCGAUCCAACCGAUGUAAAAUCAAAACGCCGAUCACGUUCACGGUCAAAGAGUCGCUCCAGCAGGUCGCCAUCACGUGAUAGAGGCAAUCGAAGACGCCGAAGUAGAUCAAGGGGUCACUACAGUCCAGACCGACGAUAUGGAAGAUUUGGUCGUGGUGGAUAUCAGCGGGAUAAUUUUUACAAUCGACGUAGACGGUCACCAUCACAUUCGCCCGGCUAUCGUGGUGGUCGUAAAAAUGCGCGACGCAGUCGAAGCUCCAGCUAUGAUCGGUAUAGAAAUCGACGAAACACAUCUACAUCCAGAGAGCGUUCGAUGAGUCAAGGUCGAGGUGCACAACAACAACCACCACCGCCGCCACAAGUUUCAGCCACAAACUAUCCAAACGAUUACGCGCCAACACCAUUUCAGCCGGAAUACCAAGUUGCUCAACCACCUUAUCAAAAUCCGACACAAUUUGGAAAUUAUGAUUAUGUACCAAUGAUGCAACCACCCCCUACAUCUUUUCCAGCCUAUCCACCUCCGCAGUCACAGGAAUACAUGUGGAGUGCCCAGGUUCCACCGCCACCAAUCAUUUCAUGUGCUCCAGCUACCGCGGAAGCAGCUCCAGCUUCGGUUAAACCGAUCAACAACAGUGCAACAGAUGAGGAAGAGCAAAAACGACAGGCCGCCAUUGCCGCCGAGAAGAAAAUCCAGCGAGACACAAUUCGCAAGCAACGUGAUGGUUAUACUCGUCGUGCAAGCGCACUGAAACGUGAACUGAUUACAUUGAAAGAGCAGCGACAAGAAUUGGUUACCGGCAAUGAUCCGCCAAGUCCAACGACAAAUGGUUUUAUCAAGGAAAAUGAUAAACUACAGAUUCAAAUCGAGAAUAAAAUCGGCACCAUUGAAAAUGUGAUUGAGAUGCUCAAUGGGAUUCUAAGCGCCGACAAAUCCGACACCGAGUCGCCAAAAAAGACAAAAUCUACGCAGAAACAAGAGGAACCGACCCAUUCGGAUGAUAGCUCACCGGAACGCUUGAAAACGAAAGUAAUUGAAAGCCUGUCAAGAAAACGCAAGGAAAGCGAACGAAACCGAAGAGAUGAAAAACCAUCUAAAUCGACUGCAACGCCAGCAGCGGUUGAGCAAAUCAACUAUACAUUCUUUGACCCCGAGCAACAUUGGUGCAAGGUAUGUUCCGCAUUUCCAAAAACAGCCAAGGAAUACUUGCUUCAUCUGCACACCGAAGAGCACAAGGCCAAUGUGAAACCGCCAGAGAUUCCAUGGCACGAUCAUUUGGUGAAAGAUGAUAUGCUGGUAUAUCCGAAUGCACCGACAAAACGUACACCAAUUCGCGGUCUACAGUUCUUCGUACCAUCAACUGCUUGGUAUUGCAAGCUGUGCUCAAUUUGGAUUGGUGAUUUACAUUGUGCCUCGUCUCAUUUAAAAUCGCAAACGCAUGCCCGAGAAUAUGAAAAAUUCAUUGCAAAGAAUCCGCUGUUCGAAAAUGAAUGGUUGGACGAGCGUCAAAAGGCCUUCGAUUCAAAUAACGGAAGAGAACAGGAACAGAGCCGAAAAGUGAUUGCACCACCAUCGCCGCCUGUAAUUAGUGUGCAAAAGCAAACGGUCGCACCGCCACCACCACCUCAAAUCACUUCAUUUGCGAAUGCGUCCAGUCGCUUAUUCGACAGCAUCCCAUUGCAAAUCAAUCAUCGUACUAAAGAUGUUAAAGAGGUUGCCGUGAAUGAGGAGGUGGAAAAGAAAAAAGGCAGCAAAAAGAAGAAGAAGGAAAAGAAAAAGCGCAAGAAGUCAAAGAAGAAGCAUCGCCAUUCAUCGUCAAGUUCAUCGUCGAGCUCGGACGAAUCUUCGAUCAGUGGAAGUCCGGAAAAGAAAACAUCGGCCGAACAGACCAUCGAUUCAACUACAUCGAUUCGUGUGGCUAUGCGUAAUGCCGUGAAUGCAGUGCCAGUACGAACCCAUUUGAAGCCGAAAUCAGAUGACGAUGAGCCACAAGAUAUUGAUAUUGGUGGCUGGACGGUUGUACAACCAGAAGCAAGAGCCAUCCCACCAAAACCGCCAACCAUCAGUGCAAAUGGCGAAGAACAGAAUCGACGCGAUGAGGCAAUGUUGUCGCAAUGGACACCGCUACCGGUUAUCAGCGAAAAAGAAAAACAACUAUUUGAGCAACUUAAAGGCAAGAUAAAGGAUCGUGAUGAAAAGAAGAAGGAAAAAUUACAUCCAUCAGCGACAACAACAGUACAAAAUGCUGUGCAAUCACAACCAAAUCCAGCCCAUCAGCAGGGUAGGGAAUCAAGCGAUCGUUCAUCAAAAACCAGUGACAAGCGACGCGAUGAAAGCGAUCAUGGGUUCAAGGAAGUGCGGGAGAAAGAUCGUCGUGAUGCAUAUCGAAAGCGAAGAUCUCGUUCAACAUCCUCACCACGUAGAGACAGGGAUAGACGUAGUCGCAGUCCAAGACGAAGUCGUAGUCCAAGACGUGACAGACGCAGAAGAAGCCGAUCAUCAUCUCCAAGACGCGAUAGACGGUAUAGUCGUAGCCCAAGGCGUGAUAGACGUAGAGACCGUUAUUCACGUUCCAAAUCUAAAGAUCGUUACGCUGACAAGAAUGAUGUGAAAGACAAAAAUGCCAAGACGGGUUCUGAUAAGCCACCCGCAAAGAAACCAGCCACAACGUCGGUAAAUACUGGCAAAAAGUUACCAUUCAUUGGUCGUAUGCCAGUCUUCAAAAAGCAAACGACAGAAGAUGACACGAAAAAGCAGGAGCCAACCAAUCAAGUGUCUCAAGAACCAAAUCUGAUUGAAAAGAAGAAAAAAGAUGAAUUGAAAUUCCAAAUCCAUCAAAAGCAACAGCUGUUGCAGCUUCAGCAAAAGCAGGCCGAAGCAUACAAUUUGGCGCAUCCAGGUCAAUUUGCCAAUAUCUAUAAUACACAUGGAACGAUUCAUCAUAUUUUACCAGCUGUUCAGCCAGAAGAGUACGAUCUUAUGCCGGAUCCAAUGCAAUAUGCUACGUUGAUGACGACAGUGGCACCGCCACCACCAAUGGCCCCACCACAAGAGAUCGAAAUAUCUCACUUCAAAGAAGCAAACGAACCGGUGCUCCCACCAGGAAUCGACGUGGAAGAGGCCGAGAAUAUGGAAUUAGAAGCAGCUGUACCGCCUCCACCGCCACCAUCCAACAAAGAUAAUUUGCCGAAAGAUUUCCAAGAUGCGUUGAGUAUAAUUUUCGAUAAAGGUGUGGACAAUCAAACUGGAGAGACAACAAAAACCGCAGCAGCUGAUGUACCAAUAAGCGCUGGCGGCGAAAAAUUAAGCGAAAUUACAAACGUUGUGAUGCAAGACAGUACGUCAAACUUUACCCAAAUGGAUAUGUCAUCGAUUGACUCGCAGCCAUCGCACAUCGAACAGCCAGAUCUAAGCAACGGUGCGACAAACAUGGAACUGGACGAUCAAUCACAGUACAUUUAUGCCGAAGAGCAUUAUGUUCAAAAUCAUAUACAGCAGUCGGUUGUCGAACCACAAUCGGCCACUGGUUUGGCUACGCAAAAUAUUCCAACGCCCCCGAUUCAAAUAUUAGACGCAGCUGGUAAUUUGACGAAAAUUCCAGGACCAGUAUUAGAAGUGGGCAGUGAUUUUGUAGUUUUAGAUCCAGACGGUAAUCGUAUCGAUAAAAUGAGCUAUGCCAUUGCACCGAAUGAAAAUGCCAUAAAAAAAGACAGUGGACACACCGUGGAAACGGAGCAUGAUAUUGAGCUGAAAUUGAAACGCCAACAAGAAUUGGAUGAUUUAGCAAUGUUGGGCAUUGACGCUGAUGAUCUGGCUGCUCAAUGCAUAUAAGGAAUGCCGCUUUUAUCUUCUUUUUAUUUCUUCUCUUCUCAAUUCAAUAAAAACACUUACCUUUGGAACACAGGCAAACCAAAACACACGCACGGAAAAGAAACCAAGUCGAUUUAAACUAUUUGAAUUUAAGUUUAAUUUUCUCUUUCAUUCUCAAUGUUAUUGCGCUAAUGGAAUCAACAACAACAACAACAAUCAAUUAUGAUUUUAAUUUUCGAAAUAAAAUUAAUUCUGAGGAAAAAUUAAAAA
Messenger RNA from Sitodiplosis mosellana (orange wheat blossom midge), 4932 nucleotides. Its product is annotated as zinc finger matrin-type protein CG9776. Bases 763 to 4683 code for a protein of 1306 amino acids. Gene Ontology annotation, biological process: positive regulation of DNA-templated transcription; negative regulation of DNA-templated transcription. The record is from RefSeq and is a predicted model, not a curated record. Gene Ontology annotation, cellular component: nucleoplasm. NCBI's taxonomy places the organism in Eukaryota, Metazoa, Arthropoda, Insecta, Diptera, Cecidomyiidae. Gene Ontology annotation, molecular function: nucleic acid binding; zinc ion binding. The transcript has 10 exons.